Monopterus albus (swamp eel) is the source of this 2203-nucleotide messenger RNA. RefSeq names its product metaxin 2 (gene mtx2). The record is from RefSeq and is a predicted model, not a curated record. Gene Ontology annotation, cellular component: SAM complex; cytoplasm. NCBI's taxonomy places the organism in Eukaryota, Metazoa, Chordata, Actinopteri, Synbranchiformes, Synbranchidae. Gene Ontology annotation, biological process: mitochondrion organization. The coding region runs from base 161 to 949 and encodes 262 amino acids. The transcript has 11 exons.
GCUGACAGACCGGAACGAAAAAUGGGAGUUACGUUUACUCCGUCGGAGAAUAAUUGCGGGCGGACCCGUCGGUCACAGCAGAACUUGUCCUUAGACAGUGGAAUUGACCUAUUCUCCUUUUAUAAAUAUUACUUAACAGUUAGGAUAAUAUAACACAACUAUGUCUCUUGCUGCAGAGGCUUUCGUAUCACAGAUGGCAGCUGCUGAGCCUUGGCCUGAAAAUGCAACCUUGUACCAACCACUGACAGAGGAUCAGAUCCUGCUGUCAGACUGCGCCUCAUCUCUGGCUGUUCAGGCCUAUCUCAGGAUGUGUGGUCUACCUGUGCAGGUGGUGUCCAGAGCAAAUGCUGAAUACAUGUCACCUUCUGGUAAGAUUCCCUUUAUCCAUGUAGGGAACCAGGUAGUGUCAGAACUUGGGCCAAUUGUCCAGUUUACCAAAGCUAAGGGUUUUGAGGGUCACUCUUUGAGUGAUGGCUUAGAUGAUGUUCAGCGAGCUGAAAUGAAAGCAUACAUGGAGCUGGUCAACAAUAUGCUGCUUACUGCUGAGUUGUAUAUCCAGUGGUGUGAUGAUGCUACAGCUGCAGAGAUUUCUCGUCCCAGAUACAGCAGUCCAUACUCAUGGCCUCUCAGUAACAUCCUCGCUUAUCAGAAGCAGUGGGAGGUUCGCAGGAAGAUGAACGCCAUCGGCUGGGGAGGAAAAACCCUGGAGCAGGUUUAUGAAGAUGUGAGUCAGUGCUGUCAGGCUCUUUCUCAGAGGCUGGGAACUCAACCAUACUUCUUUAAUAAACAGCCUACAGAGUUGGAUGCUUUGGUAUUUGGUCACCUCUUCACUAUUCUGACAACCAGACUGACCAACAGUGAGCUGGCAGAGAGGAUCAAGAGCUACAGCAACCUGCUAUCCUUCUGCAAGCGCAUUGAACAAACCUACUUUGAAGAUAAGAGCUCAUGAAGGACUGAAAAUAGUCUCUGCCCUCUCUUACUAUACAUUCUGUCUCUCAUUCCUUCACUGUAGCACUGUGAGAUGUGUGCCCAUUCUCCAUUCUUUUCUUUUUGAUUCUGCUUGUAAAUUGUUGCAUGCUGCUAGAAGUCAAGAUGAGCCAGUUUUUUUUUGUUUUUUUUAGCAAAAUAUGAUUAAAUAAACCAAUUUCCUAGGAAAAAUUAUGAGAAUAUGAGAACACAUUUGCUAGUCAGUCUGAUCUGGGUGGAUGUUUCCUGAGAAACAAGCAUACUUAUUUAUUCACACUGUGCUUUUCCAUCUCUUGCACUCUGUUCUAGUAGAAUGGUCUCUACCUUUUCAUAUAUUACAGUCCAUUUACAAAUGCCCUCAGAGAGGCAGGUAUGGAUUUGUCACAGCUGUUUGACAUGGCUGAAUUUUAGAAGGCUGCACUGCACUUGAACUGGGGUUGAGGUUAAAUGGCCUCCUGGUUUUUCCCCUCCAUGAACUGUAGAAGCUGGUAAGAAUGUGAAAGUAAUGUGAAAGUGUUGGUGUACCCUGUAAAUCCAGAGCUUACAUUUCUUCUGUACAAACAUAGAAAGGUAUGACCAUGAUGACGAAAAGGAUUUGGUGUUUCCUUAGUUUUUCCAUUGUUUUCUUUGAGAGAACGGAAAGUACCUACAAAAAUCAUUCACUCAUUGUGUUCAACUUGUAAUUUUUUGUCCUUCCUCUGUGCAUAUAGAAGGAGGUCAAAAUAUUAAAACCAUCUCUGAAAAUAAUUCAGCCAAGUAUUACACCACACACCCAUGGUUGUGUGUGUCUCUGCCUCCAGGUCUCAGACAAGCUCAGUGGUAAUGACUGACCAUCUCUGAUUGCCCUCCAGUUGAGCAGUUAGCACGUCUGUCUUCCAGGUUUCCUGUGAGGUCAGAGUUUGACCUUUGAACCUGUGAGACAUGACAUCAUGAGUAAUGACCUUUAACAACCAAACACGUCUCAGUUAGAGGUCAGAAGCUGGACAGCAGACACAAAGAGGAAACAGGAAGACUGAUAGGUACAUCUGACUAAAGAGGAAGAGUCAAGUCAGAUUUUAUUUAUAUAACCCAGUAUCGCUGUCUGUAGACCCUCACAUCAGGAAGGAAAAACUCCACAAGAAAAAAAACAUUAAUGGAGUUUGAAAAUGGAAGAAAACCCCACAAAGAGCAACAAAGUAUUGAUCUUUCUUCCUUAGCCAUAUGUGUAGUUUCAGACCACAUGACCUGGAGUCUCAGA